CUCGAACAGGGCGGGUUUGGGGCCGGAACACGCCCUCACGGAAAUGGGCUCUAACAGGGCGGGUUUGGGGCCGGAACACGCCCUCACCGAAUGCCCUCAAACAGAGCGGGUUUGAAUUCGGAACAUGCCCUCACAGAGAUGGGCUCCAACAGGGAGUAUUUGGAGUAGGAACACGCCCUCACGGAAAUGGGCUCGAACAGUGCGGGUUUGGAGUCCGAAGAUGCCCGAAGCUUCCGCACCGCCCUCACGGAAGGGGCUCAAACAGGGCGGGUUUGGAGUCCGAACAUGCCCGUGGACUCCGCGCCGCCCUCACGGAAAUGAGCUCGAACAGGGCGGGUUUAGGGUCGGAACACGCCCUCAGGGAAAUGGGCUCGAACAGGGCGGGUUUGGGGUCGGAGCAUGCCCUCAGGGAAAUGGGCUCGAACAGGGUUUGGGGUCGGAGCAUACCCUCAGGGAAAUGGGCUCGAACGGGGUUUGGGGUCGGAGCAUACCCUCAGGGAAAUGGGCUCGAACAGGGUUUGGGGUCGGAGCGUGCCCUCAGGGAAAUGGGCUCGAACAGGGAGGGUUUGGGGUCGGAGCAUGCCCUCAGGGAAAUGGGCUCGAACGGGGUUUGGGGUCGGAGCGUGCCCUCAGGGAAAUGGGCUCGAACGGGGUUUGGGGUCGGAGCAUGCCCUCAGGGAAAUGGGCUCGAACAGGGUUUGGGGUCGGAGCAUGCCCUCAGGGAAAUGGGCUCGAACGGGGUUUGGGGUCGGAGCGUGCCCUCAGGGAAAUGGGCUCGAACAGGGCGGGUUUGGGGUCGGAACAUUCCCGUGGCCUCCGCGCCGCCCUCACAGAAAUGGGCUCAAAGAGGUUCAAAGAGCUGUGAAAAAUUAGGUUCUUGCCUAAAUCCUUCAGUUCUGUAGUAGUUUCAAUGUGCCCAUUUUCAAAUUCUUUCCUGAAAAAUACCUUCAAGUGUAAGUUUAAUAAAAAUUUGCAAAAAGCUUC
Messenger RNA from Serinus canaria (Common canary), 984 nucleotides. RefSeq lists its product as uncharacterized. The record is from RefSeq and is a predicted model, not a curated record. NCBI's taxonomy places the organism in Eukaryota, Metazoa, Chordata, Aves, Passeriformes, Fringillidae. The coding region runs from base 125 to 865 and encodes 246 amino acids. The transcript has 2 exons.